Vigna umbellata (rice bean) is the source of this 2423-nucleotide messenger RNA. Lineage: Eukaryota; Viridiplantae; Streptophyta; Magnoliopsida; Fabales; Fabaceae. The record is from RefSeq and is a predicted model, not a curated record.
CGAAUAGCAUCCAAAGAGUAAUGUAACAAUUAUUUUAUAUCAAUGUCAUGUUUUUUUUCUUUUUUUUGUGUUGCUUUGUGUGGGGUACCUUUGGCUCCCUAAAAUUCAUGCCUUUCUUUCAGUUGUCUAGUCCAUUAGCUCGUGGGCCAGCUAAUGUUCAGCCUCUGGAUAUGGGAAGAAAUGGCUCUGGCAACACUACAAGUUCUCGUUCUGUGGCCACUUCACCUUUGGCCACUGAUAAAAAGGAUGGCACAGUUGCUCUAGUUAAAACUGGCUCUGAAAUAGUUAAGAGUACCCCUGCAGGUGAAUAUCUUACUGCUGCUUUGAAUGACUUUGAUCCAGACCAAUAUGAAGGGCAUGCUGCCAUUUCUGACGGUGCAAACAAGCUUUUGAUGCUGGUUCUGGCUGCUGUCAUCAAAGCUGGUGCCUCUAGGGAACAUGAAAUUCUUGCUGAGAUUAAGGAUUCUGUUUUCUCUUUUAUUAGAAAGAUGGAACCUAAACGUGUGAUGGACACCAUGCUUGUUUCCCGUGUUAGGAUUCUGUAUAUAAGAUCUUUGCUUGCAAGAUCCCCAGAGUUGCAAUCAAUUAAGGUUUUGCCAGUAGAUUGCUUUCUUGAGAAGACUAAUAAUACUGGGCGCAGUAGAAGUUCCAGCAGAGGAAGUAGUCCUGGUAGGUCUCCUGUGCUAUAUGUUGACGAGCAGAUCCAGGGAUUUAAAGUGAAUCUAAAGCCAGAAAAGAAAUCAAAAUUUUCAUCUGUUGUGUUGAAGAUACGUGGGAUUGAUGAGGAUAUCUGGAGACAGCAGGUAACUGGUGGAAAUCUUAGGGAAAUUACCGAGGAGGCCAAAAGUUUUGCAAUGGGGAACAAAGCCCUUGCUGCACUCUUUGUACAUACACCUGCUGGUGAGUUGCAGCGCCAAAUUAGAUCCUGGCUUGCCGAGAAUUUUGAAUUUCUAUCAGUAGCUGGGGAUGAUGCAUUGGGGGGCUCAACUGGUCAGUUGGAACUUCUUUCAACUGCAAUUAUGGAUGGUUGGAUGGCUGGCCUUGGUGCGGCUCUUCCUCCCCAUACUGAUGCCCUUGGCCAGCUAUUGUUUGAAUAUUCAAAACGUGUCUAUACUUCUCAACUACAACACUUGAAGGAUAUUGCUGGUACCUUGGCAACAGAGGAGGCUGAAGAUGCAGCACAAGUAGCUAAACUACGUUCAGCUCUAGAAUCAGUUGAUCAUAAAAGAAGAAAGAUUCUGCAACAAAUGAAAAGCGAUACAGCCUUAUUAACAUUAGAAAAUAGUGGCUCCCUUAUUCAAAAUCCUUCUACUGCAGCUGAAGAUGCACGAUUAGCAUCUCUUAUUUCGCUUGAUAGCAUAUUAAAGCAAAUCAAGGAUAUGACAAGACUUUCUUCUGUGAACAUCUUGAGCAAAAGUAAGAAAAAGACUAUGCUUGCAUCUCUUGAUGAAUUAAAAGAACAGAUGCCUUCACUUCUCCAAAUUGAUCAUCCAUGUGCUCAGAGGCACAUUGCAGAUGCCCGCUACAUUGUUGAGUCAAUUCCUGAAGAAGAUGACCCCAUUCAAGAUAUAUCUCAUGGUCGCAAGUCAUCAACAGAUCUGAGCUCUGGAUCUGAAACUGACGUAGCACAAUGGAAUGUACUACAAUUUAACACUGGCUCGACAUUACCCUUUAUAAUAAAAUGUGGUGCUAACUCUAAGUCGGAACUGGUCAUUAAAGCUGAUGCACGAGUUCAGGAACCUAAAGGUGGUGAAAUUGUGAGGGUGGCCCCUAGACCCUCCGUUUUGGAAAAUAUGAACUUGGAGGAAAUGAAACAAGUUUUUAAUGAACUACCGGAGGCUCUAAGCUUGCUCGCUCUAGCUAGGACUGCAGAUGGCACACGGGCACGUUAUUCUAGAUUAUAUAGGACCUUGGCUACAAAGGUUCCGUCUCUUAAGGAUUUGGUCAGCGAGCUCGAAAAAGGGGGGGCACUCAAAGAUGUUAGAACUUGACCUUUGGAUGGCAACAUUAUUCUUUACUCCAUGUUCUGAGGUGCUUGUGCUAAGUUCGCUAAUGCUCUUAGGUAGGGUUUACAGUGGUAUUGCAUUUCUCAGUUUGCUUGCACGUUAUGUUUGUAUGUAGCAGUAAUUAUUUAGUAUUCUUAGCCUGCAGUUUUGAUUCAGUUAGUUAAUGCAAGUAGCUUAAAACGCAGUUUUUGGUUCAGUUGAAACUGUUAUACACGUUGCAGCAUCAGAUUCGAUUGACAUUAUCCGGUUUUAAAAUAUAACAGUCAUUGUCUACCCCCCUGCCAUCUUUUACUCGUUUUCCAACCAUUGUAGUUGUAAUGAACUUCUGGCAGUAGUCAAUGAACUUCUCCGGAUCUAUGUCUAUGUAAAGUUGUUUGAUCUGAUCACAAAAAUAAACGAGAAAUCUUGUCUGACAAA